AUGAUUACUCUUUCUGGGCGAAGGCAGAUUCGUUCUGGUGGCAGUGGUGUUGUUACUAGUGCAGAUGUCCUUUCUCCUCCCGUACCCCUAGACUCAAUCACUCCCACUAUGCAAUCUCUUCGUCUGUACAAUGGUCAUCCCGCAAUAGAGUUCCCUUCCGGAGAUACAGAGAGUGCAGCUGCCGCGGAGAUUUUGACCGCUGCAGAAGCAGGCGAUUUGAUGGGAGGCGUUGUUGAUGGGAGUUCACCUUCUGGUGUCGGUGGUAAUGGUGUGGAUGGCGCUAUUGGCCAUCCUCCCCCAGUGGUGCUCCUACUGCAUCUGCGGGCACUUCCUGCUGUGUUUAUAUUUGUAAAUAUUUUAUUUGAUUGA
This is a messenger RNA of Rodentolepis nana, 369 nucleotides long. NCBI's taxonomy places the organism in Eukaryota, Metazoa, Platyhelminthes, Cestoda, Cyclophyllidea, Hymenolepididae. The record is from the annotation of a GenBank genome assembly.